Molecule: messenger RNA, 342 nt
Organism: Auanema sp. JU1783
Lineage: Eukaryota; Metazoa; Nematoda; Chromadorea; Rhabditida; Rhabditidae
Source: the annotation of a GenBank genome assembly
AUGAGCGCUGUCGAAGAGAGAAGUGCCGAAAAAAGACAUCUCGACAAAGAUGAUGAAAAUGAGGUUGCUACCAAGGAGCCAAGAUUGGACAACGGAAAAACUGAGGACGAAAUCGUCAAGGAGAAGCCCGUGAAAGAAGCUGAAGCCGAGGCCGAAGAGGAAGAGGAUGAUGAUGAUGAAGAUGACGAGGAUGUUGAUGAUGAAGAUGUAAACGAUGAAUCUUCCGAAGGAGAAGGAUCUGAGGGUGAAGGAGAAUCUGGAGAUGAUGAUGGAGAUGACGGUGAUGAUGGUGAAGAAGGUGAUGAGGGAGAUGAUGGUGAAGCUGGAGAAGAAAGCGAUUAA